Cylas formicarius (sweet potato weevil) is the source of this 1399-nucleotide messenger RNA. RefSeq lists its product as uncharacterized. Bases 184 to 1176 code for a protein of 330 amino acids. The transcript has 7 exons. The record is from RefSeq and is a predicted model, not a curated record. Gene Ontology annotation, biological process: detection of chemical stimulus involved in sensory perception of smell; sensory perception of smell. Lineage: Eukaryota; Metazoa; Arthropoda; Insecta; Coleoptera; Brentidae. Gene Ontology annotation, cellular component: plasma membrane. Gene Ontology annotation, molecular function: odorant binding; olfactory receptor activity.
CGAUGCAUUACCUUCGAAGAUUCAGGAACGAAGAUCCAAAACAUGAAGUUUUUUUUUAAGUUAAACCGCUUUGGUUUAUUGAAUGCUUGGUAUCUAACGUGGUCGAGAACAGAAUCUACCAGUUCAUCGCCAUAUUAACCAUGCUGGGUGGUUCCUUGGAAUUCGGUUUAUAGCGAUUUCGAUAUGUUUGCCAACUUUGCAACAAUGUUUUUUACAGCUUUCCAUACAAAUCUCGCACUUGUCCCAUUUCUUUUACAACGCAAGACUUUCGCUGAGGUUCGACGCCAUGCUCAACUUUAUUUUUGGAAAAUUCAGGAGAUAGAACCGGAAGCGGUCAAAGAAUUGAAGAGAGGCAUAAGGACUGGAAAGAUGGUUCUCAUCGUUUCGCUGAUGCUCUGUUGCCCAACUCCAAUAUUACUUUUGCCAUACAGGGGCGUCGAUUACAACAGCACCGAACAUACGGUCAUUAUGGUCCUACCGUAUUUAAAAUUGCCAAUAAUUCUACAGCAUGUCCUCGCAGCGUUCUAUCAUAUGUUGCUCUUUGGCUAUGGAUAUUUUAUUUUUUUGUACUUGCUAAAUUGGACGUACAUGAUUCUAACGUAUAAACUGGAGGUUAUUAUACUUAAGUGGAAAAUCAUAAAUAUAACGAAGGAGUUGGAGAGAAAACUGACCUUUUUUGAUAUUAUUGGAAACACAGAAUGCCAAAUCGUCAUCAAGCAACGGUUAAAAACUUGGGUGAAGGAUCACAUACAACUGCGAGUAUUCGCCAAGAUGGUAAUUAAUUCUGUUAAAGUCUCUCUAUUUUUUCACGUUUUUAGCGGAAUAAUACUGAUAACUACUCUAUCUUACAUUCUUCUGUUGCACAACGGUGGUACAAACCCAGGCGCCAUGUUGCUGGAACUAAUAGGUGCAUUAUAUUUAGCAACUUUUUACGCAAUUUGGGCCGAAAUUUUCAGUUAUCAGAAUGAACUGUUACAUGAAGCAAUCAGUGCUGCUCCAUGGAAUUGUUUCGACAAGGGAAACUCAAUGACAACUUUAAUAAUGUACUGCAAUUUGGGAAAAAGGCUUUACCUUUCCGCUGGAGACAUAUUCGUGGGAAACUUUCAGCUAUAUGUCUGGGUAUUGGAAAAAGUGGUAAAUUUACUGAGCGCUUUGAAGUUGAUGGAUCAACGCUAAACUGAAACAUAUUCAUAGUUCUUCUUUAUUUGUAUAUGUUAGCAUAUUCAAUUAUACUUCUGCUUUAUUUGUAUAUCUUAGACAUUUGAUGUUAUUUUGGCCUGUAAUGCAAUAAAUUUCGGUUAAAAGGCAAACAUGUCUAUCAUGGAUCAAUGUAACUAAUACUGGAGGAUCUUUGGUUUGAGGAACAUUGUACGUCAGACGGCCUCGCAAAUGCAGCGUU